Messenger RNA from Carcharodon carcharias (great white shark), 835 nucleotides. RefSeq names its product nucleoredoxin like 2 (gene nxnl2). The record is from RefSeq and is a predicted model, not a curated record. The transcript is spliced from 2 exons. Bases 79 to 552 code for a protein of 157 amino acids. NCBI's taxonomy places the organism in Eukaryota, Metazoa, Chordata, Chondrichthyes, Lamniformes, Lamnidae. Gene Ontology annotation, biological process: photoreceptor cell maintenance; sensory perception.
GCUUUUCAACGGUUGGAUUUACCCUGCGUUCCUCCGCGGCGGCCAGAGGGUUCUAGGUCACUUUGUCGGUGUGUAGGGAUGGUCGAGGUGUUCGCAGGUCACACGCUGGUGAAUAAAGACGGGGAGGAGGUGGACCCGGAGGAGGCCUUGAAGAAUAAAGUUGUGGGUAUCUAUUUUUCGGGGGGCUGGUGUCCUCCGUGUCGGGAUUUCACCCCGCUCCUGUGUGAAUUCUACACCGAGCUGGUACAGGAGAGCGAGCCGGCGGCGCAGUUCGAGAUCGUCUUCGUGUCUUCGGACAAGAGCGAAAAUGAUAUGGUGAACUACAUGGGAGCGAUGCAUGGAGACUGGCUGGCACUACCCUGGCAUGAUGCCUACAAACUAGAUUUGAAGAAGAAAUACUGCAUUACAGCAAUUCCAAAACUGGUGAUUGUAAAACAGAAUGGGGAUGUCAUCACGGACAAAGGUCGUAAGCAGAUACGAGAUCAAGGCAUGGCAUGCUUCAGGAACUGGAUCGAGGUGGCAGAAAUUUUCCAGAACUUUACAGUUGAUUGAGAGCUGCCAUGAAAUAUACCGUAGCAAAUACCUGUGACAUUUGAAUGUAAAUUUUAUAGUUGAAGCAUAGGUCUGCAACAAAAAGGACAUUAUAGCUUUCCAUGUACAGUCUUAUUUUAAAUAAAGUUCUCUAACCAAACAUGGCAAACUAUGCAACUAUAAACAAACAAUUUGUGGUCUUUUGAAAUGUUUUUUCUCAGAUUUAAACAUUGUAGAAAUGAGCAAAUAUUUAUACUGCAUAAAUAUGGUAAAACCAUUUUUAUUAAAGACAUUUUAAUCUUAA